AUGGUAGAUCAUAUCAAAGCACUUCAUGAAGGUGUGAUACACAAUCUCACAAUCAAUUAUGAGAAAUAUAAACAGCAACAUAUAAGAAAAGAAGAAAGAAGAUUCCCAGCAUCUAGCUACAAUAAGUUGAAGCCAAAGGAAUAUGAACCAUAUUAGGUUCUACAAAAUAAGUUGAAACUAUAUACCUCAUUCAGCUCUUUGCAAAUAUAACUAUUUCACCAGGAUUCAAUAUCGGUGACAUAUAUUAGUACUACGAUGAUUAAAAUGAAAACUCUAGAACGAGUUUUCUAGAAGGAAAAACUGAUAUAACGUAAGACACAAGUUGAAAUCCCAACUUCAAAUUUGGGCUCACUUAUCUAAAAUUUUGGGUCAUAAAGUGAAAAGUGCUAAAAAGUAGCCCCGAUAUGUCACCAGUGGGCUGAAGGUCUAAAAAGUAAUAUUUAUUUUCUACUUUAUGUCUUUUUACUUCUAGAAGGUAUUUUAUAUCUAUUUAUUUCUAGAAAAAAAUUCAAUGUGGUUCAAUUUGCACCUUAGAUCUAUUCAGGAUCUUUGAUUGACAGAGUCUAUACCUAAGAUUUGUCUCAAGAUUUCUGGUUGUUAGAGUAUGUACAUAAGAUCUAUUCACUAUAUCUACCUGUCAGAGUUUAUUUUAAGUCAUUUCAGAGUUAGUCAGAGUAUUUUUAAAGGAUAUGUCCAAGAUUUCAGUAUGUCAGAGUCUAUUGUAAGUUAUUUUUGAGUUAGUCAGACACUAUCCUCAAGAUCUGUCAAGAUCUUCCUUUUGAGAGUGCCCAACUUCCCUUUUAGGCCUAUACAAAGGCCCCAUUAUAAUCUGAGGUCCUCACUUUUUUAGUUGAAUCAAUUUUCUCCACUGUGAGAACCUUUCCCUCUUGUUUAUGGAUUCAAGCACCCCCUUGCAGAUUCAAAGGUUAAGACUUCAAAUGUAGAUUCAGAGGUAGGUUUCUUCUCCAAGAUUAGAGCUUUGUGGAUUCAUAUCCAUAUCUGUUUUAUCUUUCGUGUUACUGCUGCAUGAUCAUGCUCAUGUAUCAUGAUUAUCUAUUAAUCUUCUGCCCUCUAAUAACUAUUAAUCAUAUAUUUCUCCUCUCAUUUAUCUUGAGGCUCUCAUCCUUAAAGAAAACCAGAAAAUAAUACAAUUCGUAAAUCAUCAUGUGAAAAGACAUUAGUAGAAUAUUAAAUGUGUACUCAUCAUAUUCUUAUAAUUGUUAGGCUUUAAGCACUAAUAUUCUUGCCCCUUUAACAUAUUAAUUGCUUGAAUUAUCAACAGCACACUACAGAAGUAUGUUGUACAUAUAAAAAGUAGAUGCAAAUAACUUUCAUGAUUCACAGAAACUAUGCAAUUAGUUAUAAUGAGUAACGUUUUCUCGGUCUCUUAUGAAAGCUCUUGAUCUGGCAUGAACUUUCCAACAAAAUUAAGUUGUGGAAUAGUUUUCAUCGAGUACAUUUUGGGAUGCCUGAUUUCUUCUUAGUUGAAAUGAUAUACUAGCUCAACAUUUUGUUAUAUCUUUCUCUGAAUUCUUAGAUAUUGCAUUUGGCCUUGGUAAAUUUAAUCUAACAAUAGAAGAAGUGCAUAAUAGAGUUUCAAAGGUUUUACAUACUUGACUUUCAUAGAUGUUAAUUUGAUCAAUUAAAUCAUCUAAAUUGUUUAGACAAGAAUUUACUGAACAUAACUCUAUUUUUACUCAAAUCACAUUUAUCAAGGUGCUGACAUAAUCAUGAUGUCCACACUUGAAUUUCUUUUUUUAUGAAUUUUAAAAUAUAUUUUAUCUUCAUCAUUUAGUCAAAAUCAUAAGAACUCAUAUCUUUGAGGAAACUUCUAAAAUUUUACUUGAUAACAUGUAUAUCCCUAUUUUUUGGAGCCUUUUGUUGAAUUAUAAAUAAUAUAUUAAUACUGCAACAUCUUCUAAAAAUAUAAAUAUUAAUAUGUUUUAGUUUUAGAAAAAUGUUAAUAUGUGGAUAGAUUAAGUCAUGUCAAUAGACAAUAGAAAAUAGAAAGUAAUUGUGGGCAAAUUUACCAUGGAAAUUGUAUGCAAAUUCUACUUGAGCUGAAGUAAAAUCGCAUUGUUUUGAUUUCUCUUCUAAAAUACAAAGGAUUAAAUUGGCAAGUGUCAUGUUAAUCACCUUCAUGUGAUCAUUAAUUUUUAAAUGAAUUAAAGCACUAAAGUUUAGGCAUAAGUUAAAUCUAUUCCAAAGAGUAUAUAAAAAAUGGGACAAUUUUUUUUGACACUCCAUAUAAAUGAAUUAUUUCUUUAAAAAAUAAAUUUACUGCUUGAACAACAUCAUUAAUCUUCUAAUAUGAAAUAAAAUGCAUCAUCCUUGAAAAUCUAAUGACAGCACAAAUACAAAAUCCAGUCCUCGUUAAGUAAAUGGUAAUUCCAAAAUAAAAUCUAUAGAAAUGUAAAUUCAUUCUAUCUUGAAUGUGUAGUGGAGUACACAGACUUGUGUUCUAGCAUUGGCCAUUGUCUUUUAUUAA
Molecule: messenger RNA, 2488 nt
Organism: Spirodela intermedia
Lineage: Eukaryota; Viridiplantae; Streptophyta; Magnoliopsida; Alismatales; Araceae
Source: the annotation of a GenBank genome assembly